UAAUGAAGCUAGGGUCUGACAGGAAACCACAAUUCCCAGGAUGCACUUGGAAUUACCGUGGCCACUAGACGGGGGAAGGGAAGCUGAGAUUGGAGGGAGAAACAGUCAGAAACUGAGAUACUGUGUACAUAUGACAACCCUUCUUCAGGACUUUGGCCAUAAGAGAACUCUAUUCAUGACCUAUGUCUCAUCUUACAUCUGCAGUUCUUACUUUGGACGUGAACUGCUGUCAUGACCGGCUGAAGACAGAACAGCGUUUGUGCAAGUAAAUCAAACCUGACUGAACUGGAUUCGUCUUGAGUACUCAAAUAAUGGUUUGUCUUGUACAAGGAGAGCCCAGUCCUGAAAAACAAUGUCCUCAUCCGUCUUCUGUGCAUCUCUGAUGGGGCUGAGGAGUGAACUCAACAGCCCAGCAGUUCUGUGGAGGAGAGGAAGGAGGCAGCUUUCCAGGAAACUUGCGUGUUGAUGGACAGCCGUUUCCUUGUGUCAGGUCCUGUAGACUGACACCUGCAUAUUUCUGUCAGUGUACAGGCUUGAGGUUUGACUUUUGAGCAGCUACAAGACUGGUCUGCCGUCAAAUUCGACGUAUCAUCACUUUUACAAAGAAAAAGAGAAUAUGGUGUGUACAACUAGCGCCAGUGACAGUUUUGCAAGAUCCUGCUGGUGACUGUGGACGUUGAUUUCUCUGUUUAUAUGAGGGGGAAAGGAGAGGAGCAAGGAUACAUGCAGACACUACAAAUGUGCACUACAGACACCAUGGUGGUCUUUGCAUCAGCUCCUCAGCCCAUCUUAGUCUGUGUCUACAGAAGCCUUUAGAGGCAAGGAUCAGGAACACACUCUCCAGCCAACACACUCAUAUGCAAUGGAAGAAGACAUUGAUGUCACAGCCCACACUGAGGGCCUGAAUGGUUUGUCCCAUGAAUGUAAACCAUUAGAGGAAAUCACCAAUGGACACUCCAACCAUAAGCCUGUCAUGAAUGGACUGAUACUGAGUCAUAACGUCAAAGACCACACCAAUGGCAGUGCACCACUCAGAUCCCUACCGAUUUCAGCACUGAAGCAGAAUGGUCUCCUGCAGACCCUGGCAGCCGGAGGGGACCAGCCUAAGCCUGAAGAAGAAGAAGAUGAUGAUUUGGAAAAGGCUAGACAGGAGUGGGAGGCUUUGGAGAACGUUCAACCAGCUCUGACCGAGGAAUCAAGCCCGACCCCGCUCAUCUCCUUCAAUGAAGCCCUGCAGUACUUUCAGACCACAGACCUCGGGGACUUGCUGAAAAACAUCCAGCCAACCAUACGCAGGACGGGCCUCGCCGCGAUCACACAUUUUCUGUUUGGACCUCCUCGGCUGCAUAGGGAGCUCCUGGAAGAGAGGGAUCUGGUCUUUGCCAUCGCACAGUGCCAUGUGGACAACGGCCAAACAGUCCACAUGCGUGUCCUGCAGACCAUCUAUAAGAGGCUGAUUGGGAGCAGGCUGGACUGUCCUCGCUUUGGGGCGCACUGGGAAAACAUCGGCUUUCAGGGUACAGAUCCAGCCACUGACCUACGUGGCACUGGUUUCCUGGGACUGAUGCACACUCUCUACUUUGUGAUGGACCCAGAGACUCUACCGCUGGCUAGAGACAUCUACAAGUUAUCACAACACCCUACACAGAACUUUCCAUUCAGUGUGAUGUCAAUCAACAUGACCCGCAUCGCUCUGCAAGUACUCAGAGAGGAAGCCUUGUCCAAGGAGUGCAAUCGUCGUCAGCAAGUUGUUGGUGUGCUGAAUGAGUUCUUCGUCGCCACUUAUCUGCACCUGUACCAACUGUGGAGGACCCAACAGAAGACCAUUGUUGACUCUGGCUUUGUGCUUAAAGAAGUGGAGCUGUUUGCCAAAAAGAACCCCAAGCAGAUGCUGCGCCGACUAGAGCUCUUCCUGAAAGAGAAACGGGCAGGUGGAAUCCCCCGUGGGACAUCGCCAGACCCACAGGCCCAGCAGUCCUCUCCCAGCCUGGGGGAGCGAGGGGCCAGAGCCGGGACGGGAAGCAAGGGAAAGGAGAUGCACUUCACAGGAGUGUGUGAUCUGCCGCCAGACAUGGAGGGAGAGGCCAGACUCAUCUAAGCUAGACUCUGCGUGUGUGUGUGUGUGUGUGUGUGUGUGUGUGUGUGUGUGUGUGUGUGUGUGCGUGUGCGCGUGCGCGUGUGCGUGUAUGUGUGUGUAUGUGCGCGAGCAAUCCCUUUUGUGACUAUAUCUAUUACAGUAUGUGCGAGUGGCUUACUCUCAGAGAGCUAGAACCCCACCAGACCCUGACCCAGGACCUGCUGUCUGAACCCAUUCGAACACUUCCACUCCUCCUCUGAUGCUGGAGUGCUGCACUUUGAUCAGAUUAAGCUAAGGGGUCUCUCAGAGCUAUAUUUGAUUUUUUUUUUUAUUAUAGAUUUUUUUUUGAAACAGUAAUCAUAGAGCGGUCAAACAUAAAGAGGCAAUACAGGUCAGAAACACAAGAUGUCACAAAAACAGAAGGAAAGUGAAUGUUAGCACUUUUCUGUGGAGUCAGUAGCCAAAUUAAUAGCUGCCAAAUUCUUGUGGUCAACUCUACCUGCCUAGAAGUCCAAAACAUACACACUCAUGACUCUAGGAUCUUUUUGUCAGGGUAUGUUAGCAUUGCAGAGGUGGAUGCAUCAGCUUUUUAACAGGCUGUGUGUCCUGCCACGCUCCCAUGAUAAAACUCUUUCACAUGAGCUCGCUCAUGGCUCAUGUUGCAAGCGAAGGGCUGCCUUGUCAGAUAUGUUCUCUUAAGUUCAUGAGGAUGAGAGAGAGACAUGAACCAGGUUCAAGAUGCACAGAAGCAGGUUAUCUCACAGCAUGAGUGAAAAGCAGCAGAUAGAUACACCUGAGUGGGUACAGAUUAAUAUUUAAAGUGGGGAGCAAGAAGUGCUCAUAGAGGCUGUUCUAAUAGUUGAUGCAGCUUUCUUUGAAAGUUUGAUCAUUAAGCAAUUUCUGGUUGAAAGAAAUAGAUGAAUAUACAUCGUGAAAGAUGAAUGGACGUUUAGUCUGGAUGUGUAAAGGUGUAGCCGAUUGUUGGUGUACUCAAGGUGUUUGUUGUCAGAGGUCUAAUAGACUAGCUCCAGAGCUCCCACUUGAUACGGGGAGAUAUAUUUUAAAUAAUUUAAAAAUAAAAAUCUUAUUUUUUUUCUGAAGGGGACAGCUGUAAUAAAUAUACAGUUAUGUGCAAAAGCACUUCAGAAAAUAGUUGUUAAAGCUGAUAGAUGGAUGGAUUAUUUCAAGAAUGUCUGAAAACCUUCUGACUUCUUACCUUUUGUUGCGGUCAGCGCUGAAGAGACGCGUCAUAACAGCGUGUGUGCGUUUGGUUUGGUCACGGCUAAAAUCAAGGUCUGGUAUGAGCUUUCUCUACAUUCCGUUAUAAAGCAUGUGAUUGUAAUUUUUUUUGACCAGUUCAAAGUUUAUUCCUGUGUGUUAGUGUGUAUGUAUGUGAGCAUGUAUGUUGGAGUGUGUGUGUGAGUGAGCUGAUAUUGAUGAAGGGUGCCUCUCCUCGGAGAAGUAUGGUACAGUAUGCAAUCCCAGCUCUUACUCAUUGAUAAUCAAAACGAUAGUGCUGUGUGACGAUAGACAUCGUUCCUAACUUCAGGGUUUGUGCGCUUGUGCGAGCAAAUGUGUUUGUGCUUGUGUGCGUGUGUGUGUGUGUGCGUGCGCGGUGUAUGUGCGCGUGCGUGCGUGGUGUAUGUGCGCGUGCGUGUGCGGUGUAUGUGCGCGUGCAUGCGUGGUGUAUGUGCGCGUGUUGUAUGACAGGAACUGACUACAGAUGGGGUGCUUUCCUCUGCACACAAUAAGCCAGCUUUACUAAGUACUUGAUCCAUCAAGCUGCACAGUUGGUACUUCAGUCAUUUUAAAAAUGGUACAUAACAUUUCUGAAGAAUUAUCCUGAAGGAACACAUUCUUUGGUUUGCUUUUUAAAAAAAACAAAACACACAGCUGGUUUCAGAAUGGGUAGAGCUCCUCAGCAAAGCUGGUUCCUGCUCUGUGCUAAUGUGAAACCGUUUCCCAUCGUCGUAGUCUCAAUCUGUAGCAUGUUCAGGUAGCACUAGUACUGUAGCAUCUUAUAGCCUCCUCCUCCUCUUUGUAAAGCUUGUUGAUGUCAUGUCUCAGUUACAGUCUGUAGUGUCGAUGAGUGCGCAAACUGUUACUACUAUAGCACAUUUAUUUCGUAUUUGCAUUAAGUCUCCUUCAGUGGACACACAUUAAGGUGGUGCGGCGUAUGUUUUGGAGAGAUGUGAGAUAAACUUGGACAUGUUGAGCUCAGUUUGUCUUCUAAGAAGGUAACAUUGAAAAUGGUGCCUACAUCCAGUGGAGCCAUGUUGGUUGGUCCUCGCUUCCUUGCUUUUUCUUUCAUUUGAGCCACUGUGCCACAUUAGACCUCCUCCAUUCAUGUAACGCAGUACAGAGAGUUGAUGUGACCCCUCAUACAUGCAGACCUCAUGGUUAUAUACAUAGAAUACCCGGGCAUGUACAUUUUCUAUGUCAGCAUCUACUCUAAUCGUUGUACUUCGCCAACUCCUUCCUCCACCAUACGACUUCAAAAAUGAGCUGAUGUAGUUUAGCUUAUCAAUUGCGAGUGUCUUGAUUGAACAGAAAUAUUUGCACUGUUGUAGAUAUUUGAUAGUGUGUGUGACGUAUGCAAGAGGAAGCAGGCCAUCUUCAAUAGCCAUAACUAUGCUCAUUAACCCCUGCCUCAUUAAAUAGGCUUCAUUAAAUCCCCUUAGUCCCACCGAAAAAAAAAUUGCACCACGGAUAUGAUCUCACGUUUAGUUUUAUGAAAUUGUAAACUGAGGAGCAGUACAGUGUAUGUAAAUCAGGAAGUUUGUAUAUAGAGAAUUAAUGAUUGUAACUGUAUGAUUGUCUGUAGGGCAUUAUACUGAAACACAUUGCUUACCUCAAGACUUGAGACAAAUCUCUUCUUUUUCUCCUCUCAGUUGGACUCUUUUACGUUUCCUUCUACCUAGGCCUUCUUUCAUACAAAUUAGACAUGUUAUAUAAUGUAUACUCAACACCUAAAGCACUGCGUAAUAGCAAACUAACACAGAAAGCUGGUCAAUGUUAAGCGUAUUCUAUUUAAAGACACAUUUACAGAGAGUAUAUAGGCCCGCGCGCUCUGAUGCACAUCUGCAGAUAUCAAACCUCCGUUUUAAGAUGAUCUUUAAUUGGCUGAUGUUUGAAUUAAGCCUGUUUUCUUGUGGCUUCAGUGAUAGUACAGUAUAUUUUUGCUGUUUUUAAGUGUUCGGUGUCCAGGAAAACACUCAGAAACAAUCCGAUCUUUACAGCUAUAGUCACAAACAAACAGCUUGAUAUUUGAUUGUAAAGAUAUCGGCUUGAUUAGCAGUCAUAAUGCGGUGUAUGCUUUGACCCUCGACCCCCAGUUUAUAUUCAGUAUCUAAAAAAAAAGGCCUGAUUUAUCCUCUCUUAUUACCAAAAGUUAUAUUUUCUGCAGUUGUGCUAGAUCAUAUUCUUAUGCGUUGAUCAUCAUUUAGAAAUCUCCUCAGUUGUGAAACCAGAACCAAGAGAAAAAAAACACAAACACGGGUUCUUGCAGGAUGUCGGAUGCUCUGAGAGGUGCGGUGUGUGAAGUUCUGCUUCCUACAGCAGCAGCAGCUCGGCAAAUACAAUCACUUCUCCCAAGAUCCUGCGCUUUAUAUGAAGGUGUUUUACUGUUGCCGUCAUCGUCAUGUCCCUCAGAGCAUUUUAUGACUGUACCUUGAUUGUAGAAGCCCUAUUUUAUACUGAGAGUAAUUUCAGAAUACAGUAUGUGCUGUUGUACAUUUAAUGUAUUGUAUGGAGAAAGCUAAAUAAAUGCUGUUUAAAAACUAA
Messenger RNA from Notolabrus celidotus (New Zealand spotty), 5860 nucleotides. RefSeq names its product ELMO/CED-12 domain containing 3 (gene elmod3). The record is from RefSeq and is a predicted model, not a curated record. Bases 863 to 2098 code for a protein of 411 amino acids. The transcript has 13 exons. Lineage: Eukaryota; Metazoa; Chordata; Actinopteri; Labriformes; Labridae.